Amaranthus tricolor (Joseph's coat) is the source of this 915-nucleotide messenger RNA. Its product is annotated as WRKY transcription factor 6-like. The record is from RefSeq and is a predicted model, not a curated record. NCBI's taxonomy places the organism in Eukaryota, Viridiplantae, Streptophyta, Magnoliopsida, Caryophyllales, Amaranthaceae. Bases 1 to 915 code for a protein of 304 amino acids. Gene Ontology annotation, molecular function: DNA-binding transcription factor activity; sequence-specific DNA binding. Gene Ontology annotation, biological process: regulation of DNA-templated transcription. The transcript is spliced from 9 exons.
AUGAAAAAAUUAUUGUCUACAACUAAGAGGCUUGUCAUGUGUCAUUUUUCAUCAAAAUUAUUGCUUGACUUAUGUCUUGGAAUCAUUGAAAGCGAUAAGGCUACGGCUUCUUCAAUUAUAGAUGAACAGAGGACCCAGAGACGGAACGAAAAGUUAUUAGAACUCCAAAGAGAGCUAGAUAGCCUGUAUUACGACGAAAAUCCAAAGCUGAUGUCUAAACUUUGUCAACUGGAUAAGGAUUGUCUUGCCCACCAAGAUAAUCUAAGAAGACUUGGCCAAAAACGACAAUAUGAGGAAAGAGAAGAUGAGAGGUACACCAUUGUUCUAUUUCCUUCCGUCCAAACAAAUGCUCUUUCGUUGGUGUUUUGGUUGUUCCUCUUUUUUCGAUCCUCUAAAAUUUUCAUAAUGAAGGUUGAAAUUGAGGAGGACUAUCAAAAUUCAUCCGAUUAUUGGAAAAAAGUUAGGAAUGUUAAUACAAUAAUAGACACAGAAAACAAGUUUAUUGAAAAGGUAGUACCUGACGAGGAGGGCACCAAGGAAGUGGCCUUAAGGAUAAACAACGACAAAUCGGUCUUAGCUAAUAAUGAUAAUGGUAUUAGAAUUGAGAAAGACAAUCUUCAAGAAUUUGACGCAAAUGGAGGGCUCGAGAAGGUACCUAAUUUAACGAACAAUGUUCCUAACCCUAAUAAUCUUUCGACGGAUCAAACCGCGCCAGUUGAAGCUAUUAUGAAGAAAGCUCGUGUUGCAGUUCGAACUCGGAGUCAAGCACCCGUGAUAAAUGAUGGAUGUUCAUGGCGAAAAUAUGGAGAAAAACUUCCAAAGGGUAGCCCCCAUCCAAGAGCCUAUCUACGGUGCACAAUGGUUAAGAAAUGUCAUGUACGCAAACAAUCGAAUCGGAAGGUUGAUGGACGCUGA